Humulus lupulus (European hop) is the source of this 531-nucleotide messenger RNA. RefSeq lists its product as uncharacterized. The transcript is spliced from 2 exons. The record is from RefSeq and is a predicted model, not a curated record. Bases 1 to 531 code for a protein of 176 amino acids. NCBI's taxonomy places the organism in Eukaryota, Viridiplantae, Streptophyta, Magnoliopsida, Rosales, Cannabaceae.
AUGUUGGGACCUUCAUCAAGUGGUUUUAGUUGGAAUAAGGAAGUAAAGUGUGUUGUUGCUGAAAAAAGUGUGUUUGAUGAGUGGAUUAAGAGCCAUCCAAAUGCAAAGGCCAUAAGGAAUAAAGGAUUUCCUCAUUAUGAAGACUUGGUUACUGUAUUUGGGAAGGAUCGUACAAAUGGGCAAGGAUCUAUGGGAUUUUCUGAAAUAAUUGACGAGAUUAAUAAAGAGGUAGACAAUGAUAAAAAUUCUAGGUUUGAUCAUUUAUCUCCAAUAGAUGAUCUUAUUGGUAAUGCAACCAAUAGUCACACAAGCACGGUGACAAUUUCAGCACAGUCAAGUAACAAAACUAGAAAGAAAUCUAGGAAUGAAGAUCCAUUGGUCGAGGUAAUGACUGACUCAGUGAAAAAAUUUGGUGACAUACAAGUUGUUGCAAGUGAUAGUAUUCGAAGAAUUUCUCAUUGUUUCCAGUUUAAGACAGAAGGUGCUACUAGAAGGAUGAAAGUGUUUGAUGAACUGAAAAAAAAAUAUUGA